AAAUACGGAGAUCCACCUCGAGAGCGUGCAAUUAUCCACCGCAGAGCGUCAUGUUUGGCUUCAGCAGCAGCUCGUUUCUCGCUGGCCGACAUGAUGCUACCAAAGAGCGCACGCCGCCCUCGAAGCCCACGCCUGUCGUCUUUCCCUCCUUUCUGCCUGAGCCGUCCGUGUCCCGGGAGCCUCCGAAAUGGACCACAGGCGAUUCCUCCGAUCUAACUGCACGCUUCGUCGCUAUCAGGAAGCCCUCUGAUGUGACCGCCGAGCACUUGGCUCUCCUAAAUGUCACGUGCGAACAUCCAGGGGACUUUGAAUCGCUCCUAUCUACUUCACCGAACGGAUUAUCAUUUUUGCCUCCCACAUCCUGGUUGGAGCCACUCCAAGAGGGCGUCGAAGUGGACCCUCCAAAUCGAGUGCUCAGCAAUGGCAGGAAGCCUCUUGACCGCAAGGACUUCUACAUCCGAGCCAAGGAGCUCUAUUGCACCAACGAAGAUGCCUUCUCGGUAUUAACCAGGACCCCCAAACUGAAUCAACCAGCGCCUCGCCUUGCUCAUUUCCGCCGGUUCUGGGAAGGCCUAGACAACAUGGCCUACUACUGGGACACCUCCCUGGACGAAUAUAUCCCACCAGCACCAGAAGCUGCUCACGAAGACCCCGAAGACUCCGACAGUCCUUCCAAAGAAGCCCCAGCCAACGACCGUGGCCUCCAAGCCGAGAUCGAAGCCAUGAACGUCGAAGAACCGCGAAAGAAAGCAAAGACCGUGAUAGAAUCACCUAAGGAGUCCCCAUUACCCACUCCCGAGACCAAGCCCGAGCCAAAACCCUACUCCAAACCCACCCCGCCAGCCACUAUAUAUUCCAGCUCCAGCCUCUCCCUCCCCGCCCGCACUCAGCCCCCCAAAGUCCCCGGUGCCGCGGCUCCAGAGCCAGCUGAAAAAAUCCCGGGCACGUACCGCGGCAGCCGGCUAGGCAACGGCGCCGAGAUGCCAGAUGCCUAUCGCCUGGACACCGUGCGAGGCUUUCUGGAGCCCAUUGCGUGGGCGUUUGGCCUCACGCUUGUGCCGCAUCGACGCCCACCCGCGUUGGCUCUGGAGAGUGUUCGCUUCCCCGUGCGCAUGAGUACUGUGGCUUGGAGGGCGCCGGCAGAUAGGACGAGAGCGCGUGCGGGCUGGUUGGAGGGGCCUGUGCUGGGGGUUCAGUGUAGAGCGGAGACGGAGUUUGGAAGUGGUGGGUCAUUGGAAGCAGAAUCGGUGCUAGACGUAGUUAGAGAGCUUGGGGGGCUGUUGCUGUUAUCUCAAGAGCGGACAAGAGAAGGUAAGACGGAGCGGAAGCCUGGGGAUGGUAAGUGGUGGGUUACUCGGCCUCGAUGGGGUGGAGGCCUAGGGGGUGAAGUUGGAGAAGCGUCAGGGGGAAGCGAUGUGCCAGUAGAGAAGGAGAAGGAGAAGGAGGAGAAGCCUGUGCGAACAAGACUGGGCGGGAGAGAAAGGCGGCGAAUGUCAGCUGCGGAGAUUUGGAAGGUUCUGAAGCCUGGCAAUGGCUUCUGGGACCCCAAAGUCGAAUAUCAAGCCGUUGGGAAGAGCUCUGAUGCGGAGUGGGAUGAAGUCUACAUGGUUUCGUCACUCAACCAUCAUGUCAGCAUUCUCAAGCUGCGCGUCCACCCGCUCUAUGUCCAAUUUUUGACGGAUGGCGUUUUACCGCGCAAUCUACCGAAAGAUGAACAAUGGGCUUCGCCCGUAUUACACCGCACGCGGUGGUAUGACUUCUUCGUUGUUGAGGACAGGAUAGAACUUAUGCGAGGACUUUGGGGUAUCAUGGGGUACCUGAUGCGACAAGAAGAGAACGUAGAUACUACCAUGAAGGAUAGCUAGGCUUAGCCUGCUAUCAACACAGAUAACCGUGCUUUAGGGCGGGAAAUGGAUACUUCCCUGACCUUUUGCCUGCAGAUUUGGUGUGAGUGAUAACGAUUAGAAAUUGUUUUCAGUUAUAGAGUUCGUUAAUUGAAAAUUAGACACGCAGAGAGAUGAUCAAGGAAGGGAAACCUCAUCCAGUUUGAAUGUAUCCCUACAGCUAUUCGCAUACCUUGCAAAGUCUAUAAAGGCUGUGACCUCAAUUAACACGUAUCAUACACUACCGCUAUACCCAGCUAAUCCACGGCCCCGUUUCCAGCGAUGAUAGUAUUUUCUAGCUUCAUCUGCC
Molecule: messenger RNA, 2193 nt
Organism: Mytilinidion resinicola
Lineage: Eukaryota; Fungi; Ascomycota; Dothideomycetes; Mytilinidiales; Mytilinidiaceae
Exons: 3
Coding region: 51-1865 (604 amino acids)
Source: RefSeq, a predicted model, not a curated record